Ectocarpus sp. CCAP 1310/34 is the source of this 1266-nucleotide messenger RNA. The record is from the annotation of a GenBank genome assembly. NCBI's taxonomy places the organism in Eukaryota, Phaeophyceae, Ectocarpales, Ectocarpaceae.
UCUUUUCUUGCUGCCCGCCAGCUCUGCCGACCACGGACGAGCGCGAGAACAAACGCGAACGGGAUGCAGCUGCAGCCGCCCCCCUUCCCAGCCUCUCCCCAACGCCCCAAUGACAGCAGAGUUGGGAGUAGGGAUCCAAACCCGUUCCUCCACCAGGGCAACAGCAGCAGCAGCACUAGCCGGCCCUAUAUUUCGCAGCAGCAGCAGUUCGACGAGUCACCUUCUCGAAGGAGCUCGCCGCCCCCGCCGGCCGCACCCAGGCAACAAGAGCAGCAGCAAGUUCUCCCCCCGAGGCAGAGCCCCUCAUCCGCCAGCGUGCCUGGCGGACGGUAUUCUGCCCCUCCCCUAGCCGAGCAGCGGCAGCAGCAGCAGCGGCAGCAGCAGCAGCAGCAGUAUCAGCAACAGAAGUGCUGGAGAAGCCAGGACGGCGGCGGCGGCGGCAGCGGUAGUGACGGCCUCGUCAGACCAGCCAGCAGCGGGUUCGAGGAGCAUCGAUACGACACCACCGAGCUGCAGCAGAGGGUGAGAAGGAGCUCGAGCGAUCAGAGGCUGGACUGGAGGUUGGACGGCGAGCCCGAGCCCGAUCCCAACCGCCGGCGCGCGACCAACACCCCCGGCCGCUGCAGGAGCCAUUCCUCGGCUGCGCAGGACGGCGGCGGCGGCGGUGGUGGAGGAGGGUCAGGGCGUCCCCUCAGCGUGGGGCGAAGCAGGUCUGGACGCACCGCGGAGUUGAGGAGAUCGCUCAGGAAGAGAAGUCAAUCCGUGGGGGAUAAGAUGGUUCUGGUUGGGCCGGGAGCGCCAUCGCCGCCGUUCAACCCGCCGGCGCCGGCGCAGCCCAACCUCCUCCUUUACCACGUCUCGAGACCGGAGCCACGAGCGCGCUGGGUGUUCAACCUCUCCAAGCCCACUAACGUCACGGACAGCGGGCCCCCGCCGGAGACCAUCACCUCCACCAUCGACAAGAAGCGGCCGAAUCUGGGCGGUCUUGUGUGGGUCAACGCGGUCGCGGGCAGCCUCCACUGCUGCCUGCAGAAAGGGGUCAAGAAUAAGGCCGUCACUCCUGUGCCGGCCAAUGUGUUGGACGGCUGGCUCAACGGGCAGACUGGGCUCUGGUGGAUAGGCGCUCUGAAGGAAGGCCACCGGGCGCUGUGGGACUCGCACGUGGUUAUGAACUGGGCCAUGGUCUUCAUACCCUCUUCGCCGGAGAACGUCACACUUGCCUCUAGUGCACCGGAAGCAGCUGAAGACCUGCUGCUUCUGCUGUAG